Echinococcus granulosus is the source of this 11175-nucleotide messenger RNA. Its product is annotated as Dynein beta chain, ciliary. The coding region runs from base 1 to 11175 and encodes 3724 amino acids. Gene Ontology annotation, biological process: microtubule-based movement. Gene Ontology annotation, molecular function: dynein intermediate chain binding; ATP hydrolysis activity; minus-end-directed microtubule motor activity. The record is from RefSeq and is a predicted model, not a curated record. The transcript has 15 exons. Gene Ontology annotation, cellular component: dynein complex. NCBI's taxonomy places the organism in Eukaryota, Metazoa, Platyhelminthes, Cestoda, Cyclophyllidea, Taeniidae.
AUGCGUUCCAAGCAUGCCAACCGAAUGCGAAAGAUAAUAUCUCGUCUGCAGGACAAAUUGGUUGAAAAUGAUGAACGCGUGUUCAAGUACUGGGCGAAGAACAUUCCAGGCAUCUGUGAAGGCGGACUCUCCCAACCUCUGCUUACCUGUGUUCAGGGCACCGGUUUAUUCGAGGUCAACUUGAGUUCGGAGCUGACCACAACGCUAUGCGAAGUGAAGUAUCUCCUUUCACUGGCCGGUACCAACAUACCAGACGCGGCACUGAGGCUCUUUGAGCAUCGUGAAAUGCUGCGAAGGUACAAGCUCACUUUGGACGCCUUGGUAGCGAAACACACACAUUUGCGUACGAGAAUUGCCAACAAUGUGAUCGCCUUAGUUUCCACCGACUUAGUUGAAGUAGAACGUCUACUGCAAAAGAGCGCUACAAAGCUGCUCUGGUCCGACGCAGGGACAUGGGAGCAUAUAAAAUCCACACGUAACGCGGUGAAUGACAUUUACCAGCGGGUUAGAGAAGCGGAGGUGAAUUUGGAUACGAUUUGCAAGCUUAUGGAAACAUGGACACAUGCCCCGUUAUUUGAAAGGCGCGACGGCAAGGCGGAUAAUCUGCUUGAGAGGAAUGGCAACGCCGAAAAACGCAAUGCGGAAAUCAGGGAAGCGGGCGAAAAAAUAUCUGCUCUACUGGAGACUAACCGUAAACUCUUCAGAACUGAGAUUGGCUCAGCGGCGUGGAAUGUCUACGUGGAAGACGUAGACGUCAUCAUCACCGAAGGUUUUGUGGAGACAAUUCGCUGUUCUCUCGACUACCUCUUAUCGGAAACUAACAAAGAGAGUUCGGAGAUUCAUCCUCUUUUUGAAAUACGGAUGGAUCUAACGAUCUCCGGAAUAAGUUUCGUGCCAGCUCUUGAGCAAGGACCUAACUCUACUUUCUUCGAUGUAUGCAAUGCGAUAUUGGAGGAUGUCUACAAGCAGGCAGAUCAGAUGAACCGAGUCGUCUCACAGGAUGAGGAAGGUCCGACUUACGAGAUCAACGAAAUGAAGGAGAUCGUCCUUGUAGAACCCUGGUUCAAAAUCAACGCCAAGCCAUUCAAACAGGGCUUGACCAACUGCGUGAAACGGUGGAGCCUCCUGUUCAAGAACUACUUGGUCAAAUUUGUGACCAACAGUUUAAGCGACCUGGAUGAUUUCAUCAAGAAAGAUCCGGAACCCGGUGACUACGACCGUCUAGUGGAAGCGAUGAGCUGCCUCGGUGCCGUAAAGGUCCGCCAACCUACCACCGACUCGAUGUUUGAACCGCUGAAGCAAACUACUGAUUUGCUAAAGUCCUACGGCCAGGAGGUGUCUCCAGAAAUCCAACUUCUCCUCGAGGAGCUGCCCAAGAAGUGGAGCAACUUGAAGAAGAGGGUUGUGUUGAUGAAGCAGGUGGUGGCACCGUUGCAAUCGGUGGAGGUAGCGAAGGUGCGGAAGUGGGCAACAGAAUUCGAGGCGGUGCAGCACAAGUAUCGCGAGGAUUUCCUCAAAAUUACGCCCUUCCAAUAUGAGUGCGAGGAGCCCUACACCGUGCUAGACAAGGAAAAUGUAGCCAUAAGCCAAAUGGAGGAGGAACUCACGAGACUCAAAAGACAAGCUCAGCUGUUUGAAGUUGCUCUGCCAGAGUAUCGUCAGCUAGCCAGCUGUCGACUUGACAUUCGUCUCCUAAAAACUGUCUGGGAUUGGGUGUUCUUCAUUCACUCCACCAUAGCCGGAUGGUACGACACUCCAUGGCGUCUCAUCAGUGUAGAUGAGAUGGAUCUCACGCUGAAGCAGUUCUCCGUAAAGGAUCUCCGUCGUCUUGACAAGGAAGUUCGAGCCUGGCCUGUCUUUCUUGGUAUUGAAGCUGAGGUUCACAAUAUGAUGACUUCAUUAAGAGCUGUGAAUGAGCUGCAGAACUCGGCUAUCCGGGGACGCCACUGGUCGCAACUGAUGUCAACCACUGGAGUCCGUUUUGUCAUGAACGAGAACACUGUCCUUGCGGAACUUCUAGCUCUGAAGCUGCACAACUACGAGGAGGAAGUACACACUCUUGUCGAUAAGGCCAUGAAAGAGGCCUCCAUGGAGAAAGUGCUGAAGGAACUAGGCCAAACCUGGAGUCAGAUGUCGUUUGAGAUAGAGCAACAUCCAAGAAGAAAUUUGAAGUUGUUUAAAGUCAGUCAGGAGACAGUGGAAGUACUUGAGGAGAACCAAGUGCAGCUGCAAAAUAUGGUCACCUCAAAGCACGUUGAUUUCUUCCGAGAUCAAAUCGCGGAUUGGCAGAGGAAACUCACAACCACCGACUAUGUUAUCGGUCUUUGGUCAGAAGUCCAAAGAACGUGGGCAUACCUGGAGGCAAUUUUCCUCAGCUCAGAGGACAUCCGCGAACAACUGCCAGAAGACUCUAAGAGAUUUGAUAAAAUCGACGAGGAGUUCAGACAGAUUGUUGGAUAUAUCGGGCAAAGAGGGACAAACAUCAUUGAAGCCACGCAUCUACCUGGUUUAUCUGGUCGUCUCGAAAGUCUUAAGGAAAGUCUGAGUCUUUGCGAAAAGGCACUUGCAGAUUACCUCGACACAAAGCGUCUGGCUUUCCCACGCUUCUACUUCAUUUCACCUACUGAUCUACUCGAUAUUUUAGCCAAUGGAAAUGAGCCUAUUAAAGUCAUACCUCACCUGUCAAAACUCUUUGACAGUAUCGCCAGUGUUGAUUUAAAAACGAAUACCAAAACUGCAACAUCGAUGAAAGCGAAGGAUGGGGAGGUAGUGCAGUUAUCAAAGGAAUGCUCUCUCGACGGUAAAGUUGAAGUAUGGCUAAAUCGAGUGCUAGAGGAGAUGCGAGCCACCUUAUUGCACAAUCUCCAUCAUUGCGUGACCAACUUUGAGGAAAAACCCCGCGAACAGUGGAUUUUUGAUUAUCCCGCCCAGGUCUCCCUGGCCGGCUGUCAGAUAGGCUGGGUGGCAGAAGUGAAUCUCAACUUUGCCCAAUUGGAGGAGGGCUAUGAGAACGCACUGAAAUUCUUUAACAAAAAGCAGAUCACCCAAUUAAACGCGCUUAUCACCCUGCUGGUAAGAGAGCUGAGUCCACAGGAGCGGCAGAAGGUAAUGACCAUCUGCACCAUCGAGGUGCACAAUCGCGACGUGGUAGCGCGACUGAUCACGCAGAAGGUGAUGGAACGCAACGCCUUUGAGUGGCUCAGCCAACUGCGACACCGAUGGGAUGAGGAGGUGAACGAUUGCUUCGCUAGCAUCUGUGACGCCCAGUUCCGCUACGCUUAUGAAUACCUCGGCAACACGCCACGGCUUGUCAUCACUCCGCUUACUGAUCGCUGCUACAUCACUCUCACCCAGUCUCUCCAUCUCUUCAUGUCCGGCAAAACCGAGACCACAAAGGACCUGGGCCGUGCCCUCGGCAUAAUGGUCUACGUUUUUAAUUGCUCUGAGCAAAUGGACUACAAGUCUGUUGGAAAUAUCUACAAGGGCCUCGCUCAGUCCGGUUCAUGGGGCUGCUUCGAUGAGUUCAACCGUAUCUCCAUUGACGUGCUUUCAGUGGUGGCAGUGCAGGUGAAGUGCAUCCAAGACGCUGUCAGGAACAAGUGCGUCCGCUUCAAUUUCCUUGGCGAGGAGAUCAGCCUCAAUCCCACUGUGGGCAUUUUUAUUACUAUGAACCCCGGCUACGCGGGUCGCACCGAGUUGCCAGAGAACCUGAAGGCCCUCUUCCGACCCUGCGCCAUGGUGGUGCCCGACUUCGAGCUCAUCUGUGAGAUCAUGCUGGUAGCGGAGGGUUUCAUGGAAGCUCGUCUUUUGGCCCGAAAAUUCAUUACCCUAUAUGGACUGGCUAAGGAGCUGCUUUCCAAGCAGGAUCAUUACGAUUGGGGCCUACGAGCUAUCAAGUCGGUUCUGGUGGUUGCCGGCUCGCUCAAACGAGGCGAUCCUACUCGCCCAGAAAAGGAAGUUCUAAUGCGAGCUCUUCGUGAUUUCAAUACGCCCAAAAUCGCCUCAGAUGAUUUGCCCGUCUUUAUGGGUCUGAUUACCGAUCUUUUUCCAUCAAUGGACGUGCCACGGAAGAGAGAUUUAGCUUUUGAAGAAGAGGUACGAAAAGCUGCCGUGGAUUUGAAACUACAACCCGAAGAAAAUUUUGUUCUCAAAGCUGUGCAACUGCAGGAAUUGCUCGCUGUUCGUCACUCAGUUUUCGUUCUCGGCAAUGCAGGCACUGGGAAAUCUAUGAUUUGGCGCGCCCUGUUUAGGGCGAACCAGAACUUGAAGAAGAAACCUGUCGCGGUGGAUUUGGAUCCAAAAGCAGUGACCAACGAUGAACUCUUCGGCGUCAUAAAUCCCGCUACUAGAGAAUGGAAAGACGGUCUGUUUUCAGUAGUGAUGCGGGACCUUUCCAGACUGAAGCAUGAUGGACCCAAAUGGAUAGUGCUGGAUGGUGAUAUCGACCCCAUGUGGAUUGAAUCCCUGAAUACUGUGAUGGAUGAUAACAAGGUCCUCACCCUGGCUAGCAACGAGAGAAUUCCAUUGACACCUAGCAUGCGACUCGUUUUUGAAAUUAGCCACUUGAAAACAGCCACACCAGCAACUGUCUCUCGGGCUGGCAUUCUUUUCGUCAAUCCUCAGGACCUGGGAUGGGCACCGUAUGUCUACUCCUGGUUGGCCUCCCGUGACAACCGUUCUGAGCAGGCUAAUAUAGGAUUUCUCAUUGAAACCUACGUUCCAAUCUGCCUGGAGGCCCUUCGAACGCGGUUUAAGACCACUGUGCCAUUAGUCGAGUUGGGCCAUGUGCAGACCCUGUGUCACCUGCUGGAGGUUCACCUCACCCCCACAAACACGCCUCCUGAUACACCCAAGGAGGUUUACGAGGCCUUCUUUGUAUUUUGCGCUGUUUGGGCCUUUGGGGGCGCCUUGGCACAGGACCAGUUGGUUGAUCACAGGGUGGAGUUUUCCAAGUGGUGGAUCGAGGAAUUCAAAUCUGUUAAGUUUCCUGCCACCUCGGGUGCCACGGUGUUUGAUUUCUAUCUCGAUCCGGAGACCAAGAAGUUUGAACCGUGGAGUAAGAAGGUUGAACAAUUCAUUCUAGAUCCAAAUGAACCGCUACAGACGGCGCAUGUGUCGACUACGGAGACGGCGCGAAUUCGAUACUUCCUCAAUCUUCUAGUCGCAGCUCGUCGACCCGUCAUGCUGGUCGGGGGUGCAGGGACCGGAAAGACCGUUCUGGUGCAGAAUCUGCUUCGGGACCUUGGAGAGGAUUUUCUUGUGGUUAAUGUGCCCUUGAAUUUCUACACCACAAGCGAGAUGCUCCAGCGAGUGUUGGAGAAACCACUGGAAAAGAAAACUGGUCGUUGCUACGGUCCACCGGGUAGCAAACGCCUUAUCUACUUCAUCGAUGACCUAAACAUGCCAGAAGUGGACGCCUACUUUACGGUGCAGCCGCAUACCCUGAUCCGACAACACAUUAACCACUCGCAUUGGUACGAUCGGGCCAAACUCACAUUGAAGGAGGUCACUAACGCCCAGUAUGUGACCUGCAUGAAUCCCACGGCGGGAAGAGAUGCUGUUCACUCAAUCUACAACUCCAUCCUCUCGCAACAUCUUCAACUGCCUUCUGCAGAUUUUCCACAAAUCGUGCAGCGCCUAGCCUCCAGCCUCACUGGCCUAGCCGUUGACUUCCAUGCCCGAAUAACGGCCACAUUCUUACCAACUGCUUUGAAGUUUCACUACGUUUUCAACUUACGUGAUCUCACAAAUGUUUUUCAGGGCCUCUUAUUUUCGAAAGAUGAGUGUCUUAAGGCUCCACUCGAUUUGCUGCGUCUCUGGAUUCAUGAAACUGAGCGGGUCUACGCGGACAAGUUGACAGAUGCAUCUGAUCAGACCGCCUUUGACAAGCUCCUGCAUGAUUUUGUCAUUAAGCAUUUCACAGAGUUAGACGUCGAGGAGAGUGUCAUCUUCUCCAAGCCCCUCCUCUACUGUCACUUUAUUCAGGGUUUUAAUGAUCCUCGUUACCUUCCGGUGGAGUCAAAUGAUACCCUAGCAAAGCUGUUAAAUGACGCGUUGGUAAAUUACAAUGAGAUGUACGCCGCUAUGAAUCUUGUCCUCUUUGAGGAUGCGAUUGAACAUAUUCUGAGAAUUGAUCGUAUUCUUGAAUCACCACGAGGCAAUGCUCUACUGGUUGGAAUCGGUGGUUCGGGUAAGCAAUCACUUUCACGCCUGGCUGCGUUCAUCAGUUCUCUCGAGGUCUUUCAGAUUGUCGCCAGGAAGGGCUACUCUGUCACCGACUUAAAAGCCGAUCUGGCUGCGCUGUAUCGAAAGGCAGGACUCAAAAACGUCGGAACCGUGUUUCUUCUUACUGAUGCCCAAGUAUUAGAAGAAAAGUUCCUUGUGAUAAUAAAUUAUCUACUAGCAUCGGGAGAGAUUCCUGAUCUCUUCGCUGACGAUGAGGUGGAGGAGAUUAUUUCUGCUGUUCAAUCAGAAACGAAGGCUGCAGGUAUUCUGGAUACCAGGGAGAAUUGCUGGCAGUUUUUCAUCAACAAGGUCAGACGAACGCUAAAAGUGGUUCUAUGUUUCUCCCCAGUCGGCCCGAAGCUUCGUAUGCGUGCUAGGCGUUUUCCAGCGCUGGUCAACUGCACAACCAUCGACUGGUUCCAUGAGUGGCCAGAAGAAGCCUUGCUCUCUGUAUCGAAGCGAUUUGUGUCUGAAAUUAGCCUUCUUGAUCCAGCCCUAUGUGAACCCAUUUCUACAUUCAUGUCUCAUGUGCAUAAGACGGUGAAUGAUGUGAGCAGAGACUACUUAACCAACGAGAAGCGCUACAAUUACACCACUCCCAAGUCUUUUCUAGAACAGAUUCACUUGUAUGAAAACAUGUUAAAUAGACGAGACGAGGAGAUUCGAGGUAACAUUGCCCGUUUAGAAAAUGGCUUGCAAAAGCUGGAAAGCACUGCUCAACAGGUUGACGAUCUGAAAGCAAAAUUAGCCACUCAGGAGGUCGCACUAGCUGAGAAAAAUGAGGAUGCCAACAAGUUGCUGGCUAUUGUUAGCGCGGAGACAGAGAAAGUGGUUGCCGAGAAGGCGGUAGCUGAUGAGGAGGAAAAGAAGGUGGCAAAGAUUCGAGCAGAAGUUUCAGUCAAACAGCGGGAAUGUGAGGUAGACCUUGCUAAGGCCGAGCCGGCACUUGUGGCUGCCCAGGAGGCCCUAAAUACACUAAAUAAGAGUAACCUGACGGAAAUGAAGUCUUUUGGCACGCCACCGCCGGCUGUUGUUAAAGUUGUCGCCGCUGUCGCUUGUCUCCUGGCUCCACAAGGUCGAGUACCCAAAGAUCGCAGUUGGAAAACCGCCAAGGCCGGAAUGAUGAGUAAGAUAGACCAGUUUCUUGAUAAUCUGAUCAACUAUGACAAGGAAAAUAUGCAUGAGAACUCGCUAAAAGCUGUAGCCGAGUAUCUGAAGGACCCCGAAUUCGACCCUAAUCUAGUUCGCAGUAAAUCUCUCGCUGCUGCCGGACUCUGCUCGUGGGUCAUCAACAUAGUCAAAUUUCAUGAGGUCUUCUGUGUAGUGAAACCCAAGCGAGAGGCUUUGGACGAGGCCAACAAGGAGUUGCAAGGUGCCACCGAGGCUUUGGAUAAAAUUCGAGAAGAGAUUGGCCACCUAGAGAGUAAGUUAGCGGAGUUGACUGUCAACUUUGAAAACGCCAAGACUGAGAAGCAGAAGUGUCAGGACGAGGCAGACAACACAAAAAAAACCAUCGACUUGGCCAAUCGCCUUGUAGGCGGUCUCGCCUCGGAGAAGCUUCGGUGGUCGCAACAGAUCGAAGAGCACAAUGUUCAGGCCUCAUGCCUUCCUGGAGAUGUCCUCAUAACCGCCGCCUUCCUGUCCUAUCUUGGCUACCUCACUAAAAAGUACCGAUCCGAUUUACUUGACAAAUUGUGGAUGCCCUUUCUGAAAACUCUACAGCCCGCAGUUCCGAUGACACCUGACCUUGACCCGCUUUCUUUACUGGUGGAUGAUGCACUUGUAGCAAAGUGGAACAAUGAGGGACUGCCCAGCGACCGGUUUUCAGUGGAGAACGCUGCUAUACUUACCUCUUCGGAGCGUUGGCCUCUCCUUGUAGAUCCCCAAUUACAAGGUAUUAAAUGGAUUAAGACGCGCUACGCUGAAGACCUUAAAGUUCUUAGACUGGGUCAAAAAGGCUACCUUGAUGUCAUCGAGAAGGCAAUUUCAGAGGGAGCUGUUGUUCUGAUUGAGAACAUCGACCUCGUUAUUGAUCCAGUCUUGGAACCCCUCAUCGGUCGGAACACGACCAGGAGAGGCACAGCGAUCCGUCUGGGUGGAAAGGAAAUCGACUAUAACCCAGCGUUUAAAUUGAUCCUGCAGACUAAGUUGGGCAAUCCGCACUAUGCACCAGAGUUGCAGGCACAGACGACACUCAUUAAUUUCACGGUGACUCGUGACGGCUUGGAGGACCAACUUCUAGCUAAUGUAGUCCGAAAGGAGAGACCAGACUUGGAGAAUUUAAAAUCCGACCUCACUCGACAGCAAAAUGAGUUUAAAAUCACUCUGAAGAACCUCGAAGACGCCUUGCUGGCGAAGCUUUCAGAGGCGGAGGGUAACUUUCUAGGUAACUAUGCCCUUGUCGAAAAUUUGGAAACAAAUAAGCGAACAGCGGCAGAAAUUCAAGGUAAAGUUCAACAGGCAAAGGUGACAGAGGCGGAGAUUAACACGGCCCGUGAGAUCUACCGGCCAGCCUGUGAGCGUGCCGCGAUACUCUACUUCAUUGUCAGCGAUUUGAAUAAAGUCAAUCCCAUUUACCAGUUCUCUCUGAAGGCCUUUGGUUGUGUCUUUGACGCAGCUAUGACCCGAGCCGAGACCUCUGAAGAUGUGAAAUCGCGUGUGACAAAUAUUAUCAACUCGGUGACGUAUUCUGUGUACGUGUACACAUCGAGGGGUCUCUUUGAAAAGGACAAACUAUUGUUUACAGCUCAAGUCGCCUUCCAAGUGUGUCAAGCGAGAGGUGAGGUGAAUGCACAAGAACUGGACUAUCUUUUACGCUUCCCCGUUACACCAAACGUGACCAGUCCUGUCGACUUUAUCACCAACAUCGGUUGGGGUGCAAUAAAGGCUCUAACUACUCUGGAGACUUUUAAUAACCUAGACUCUGACAUUGAGGGCUCUGCCAAGCGCUGGAGAAAGGUGGUCGAUAGUGAAAAGCCUGAAAACGAAAGACUACCACAAGAAUGGAAGAACAAGACCCACCUGCAACGUCUGUGCAUCCUCCGCGCUUUGCGACCGGAUCGCAUGCUGUAUGCCAUUCGCAAUUUUGUCUCUGCUAAUCUCGGGAAGGUGUUUACUGAGGGAAGCAGUCUUUCAUUUGCCGAGUCCUUUGAAGAGUCUGGACCAGCAACUCCGAUCUUCUUCAUUCUCUCACCAGGUGUUGAUCCACUGAAAGAUGUCGAGGCUCUUGGACGGCAGAUUGGUUUCACUAGUGAUAGGAAAAAUUUCCACAACAUCUCCUUGGGUCAAGGUCAGGAGAGUGUUGCCGAGGAAACGAUGAAGUUGUCUGCACAUGAAGGCCAUUGGAUUAUUUUGCAGAAUGUACAUCUGGUGGCAAAAUGGCUGCCGGCUUUUGAGAAGCUUCUGGAAGAGCUUAUGGACGGAGCACAUGAAAACUACCGAGUGUUUAUAAGCGCCGAGCCCGCAAGCUCACCUGAGUUCCAUGUAAUUCCACAGGGAGUACUGGAGAAUUCCAUCAAGAUUACGAAUGAACCACCCACUGGUAUGCAGGCGAAUAUUCACAAAGCCCUAAACAAUUUCACUCAGGCAACGCUGGAAAUGAGCAUAAAGGAAUAUGAAUUUAAGAUGAUUCUAUUCACACUCUGUUACUUUCAUGCUGUGGUGUGUGAACGUCGAAAGUUUGGACCACAGGGCUGGAACCGCGUCUAUCCAUUCAACACUGGUGACCUGACAAUCAGUGUCGAUGUGCUCUACAACUAUCUUGAGGUAAAUAACGAUAUACCCUGGGAAGGUCUGCGUUAUCUUUUCGGGGAGAUAAUGUACGGCGGACAUAUUACUGACGAUUGGGACAGACGUCUGUGUAAAACAUAUUUGGAAGAGUAUAUAACCACAACCAUGAUGGAUGGUGACCACUUACUCGCUCCUGGGUUCAAGGCUCCUCCAAAUUCAGACAUGGCUGGCUAUCACAAGUACGUAGAUGCCAACCUGCCACCAGAAUCACCCUACCUCUAUGGAAUGCAUCCAAAUGCAGAGAUAGAUAUUCUUACUGUAGAAUCCGAGAAGCUGUUUCGAAGACUGCUUGAAAUGAUGCCUCGGGAAAGUAAGGAGGGUGAGCAGACAGAUGAUAGCUUAGAAAAAAAUGUUCAGACAAAGCUUGAAGACAUUCUUGGGAGACUGCCAGAACCAUUUAACAUGCAGGAUCUGCACUCACGCGUACCUCCUGAGGAAAGAACUCCAUUCGCCAUUGUCGCCCUUCAGGAGUGCGAUCGCAUGAACAUUCUUUUGAGGGAGAUUUUACGUUCCCUCAAGGAGUUAAGUCUAGGAUUGAAGGGUGAACUAACCAUAAGUCCAGAGAUGGACGCCCUACAAAAUGCACUCUUUUUUGACACAGUUCCACAAACAUGGACUACCAGAGCUUAUCCCAGUCUCUACCCAUUGGGUCUGUGGUACGCGGACCUGAUUGCGAGAGCGAGGGAUUUGGAGAUUUGGGUGACUGACUUCACGUCGCUGCCAAGUGCAAUCUGGUUGGGAGGGCUGUUCAAUCCACAAUCCUUCCUCACUGCAAUCAUGCAGCAGAUGUCACGAAAGAACGAAUGGCCACUGGAUCGAGUGACCCUGAAUGUGGAUGUGACGCGGAAGACAAGGGAGGAGCUGACAGGACCCCCAAGGGGCGGCGCGUUCGUGCACAGCCUCUUUGUGGAAGGUGCACGGUGGGACACACAGACUGGUCUGCUGGCGGAGGCAAAGCCCAAGGAGUUGGUCUCCGCUCUACCCAUCGUCUUUAUCAAGGCCGUUCCCGUUGACAAACAGGACACACGAGGCACCUAUGCCUGUCCCGUGUAUAAGACGAAGAGCCGCGGUCCCACGUAUGUGUGGACAUUUAACUUGAAAACGAAGGCCAAACCUGCCAAUUGGGUGCUUGGUGGUGUGGCAAUCAUUCUACAAGUUUAA